Molecule: messenger RNA, 3477 nt
Organism: Oryza sativa Japonica Group (Japanese rice)
Lineage: Eukaryota; Viridiplantae; Streptophyta; Magnoliopsida; Poales; Poaceae
Product: lysine-specific demethylase JMJ27
Biological process (GO): regulation of transcription by RNA polymerase II
Cellular component (GO): chromatin; histone deacetylase complex
Molecular function (GO): chromatin DNA binding; histone H3K9 demethylase activity; transcription coregulator activity
Source: RefSeq, a predicted model, not a curated record
GAGAGCCUACGCCGCAGCCGCCACUCUCUCUCUCUCGUUUUGCCCCAAUAUCAAUACCAUCGCCGCACCGCCAUGGCGGCGGAGGAGGUGGAGGCGGCGGCGAUCGACGGAUCCGGCGAGGAGGCGAAGCGGAAGAGUGGUAAGCAGAGGGGAUCGGGCGCCAAGGGGAGGCGCCGGAACGGCGACCGGGCUUUCCGCCCGCCGGCGAUGAGGCCGGAGGAAGAAGGGCGCGGUGUUGCGACGAGGCCCGGGGCGCUCAGGGAAAGGAAGCCGCCGCCCAACGCCUUCAACGCGCCAGACGAUGAUGAGGAUGUCGAGAAAACUGAUCAACUUCUCGAGCCUCUCAACAAGCCCAAAAGACGUGAUGCAGGGAAGAAGAGAGGACCCAGAAAAAAGAAAGUGGAUCAAGAGAACAUCAAAACCCACAGGCAUAACGCAAAUGCAGUAAAAGGCAAGAUGUUAGUCAAUGAUAAGGUUUCGAAGACUGAAAAGAAGCGUAAGAGAGGAGACACAGGAGCGGCAGAAAAUAAUGGGAAAGGGAAGAAAAUGUUGACAGGUGAAAACGCCUUAAUGUGUCACCAAUGCCAGAGAAAUGACAAAGGGAGAGUGGUCUGGUGCAAGACUUGCAACAAUAAGCGCUUUUGUGUGCCAUGCAUUAAUCAAUGGUAUCCUGAUUUGCCUGAAAAUGAAUUUGCUGCAAAAUGCCCUUAUUGUCGCAAGAAUUGUAAUUGCAAGGCAUGCCUGCGAAUGAGAGGUGUCGAAGAGCCUCCAAGAAAGGAAAUUUCUAAAGAAAAUCAGAUUCGUUAUGCCUGUCAUGUGUUACGCUUGUUGCGUCCUUGGCUGAUAGAACUGCGACAGGAGCAGAUGGCAGAGAAGGAAUUAGAGGCUAAGAUACAAGGUGUUUCAGUUGAUCAAAUAAAGGUGGAACAAGCUGUGUGUGAUCUAGAUGAGCGUGUCUAUUGCAAUAGAUGCAGCACUUCUAUAGUUGAUUUUCAUAGAAGCUGCAAGCACUGUUUCUAUGACUUGUGCUUGACCUGCUGCCAGGAGCUUCGCAAAGGUGAGAUCCCUGGAGGAGAAGAGGUGGAAAUUUUGGAUCCUGAAGAAAGAGACAAGGAUUAUGCUUUUGGUAAGAUUCUGUCAGAUGGUGAGAACCAAAGGGACUCUUUGAAGUGUCGCAGCGACACCCAAAACAGUGAGUCAAACAAAGGCAUGGCUUCUGACGAAAACCAAAAGAAGGCUCUGUUACUUUGGAAAGCAAACAGUAAUGGUAGCAUACCUUGCCCACGAAAGGAAAAGGAAGACUGCAGUUUUUCAUCUCUAGAUCUGAAAUGCUUGUUUCCAGAGAAGUUGCUCCCUGAAUUAGAAGAUAGAUCUGAGAAGGUCUUCUGGAGUGAAACAUUUGCAAAAGAACUAGGUAGAACAAGUGAGCUGUGCCCUUGUUUUGAUCACUCAGGCAAGAUAAGAAGUGACAGCAAGAAAUUACGUCAGGCUGCAAAUAGGGAGGACUCGAGUGAUAACUACUUAUACUGUCCGGUGGCCACUGAUAUCCAGGACGCUGACCUGUUGCACUUUCAGAUGCAUUGGGCAAAGGGCGAACCAGUUGUUGUUUCAGACACUCUUAAGCUAACUUCUGGUCUUAGCUGGGAGCCGAUGGUUAUGUGGCGGGCAGUACGAGAACGAACCAAAGGGAAGGCAGAAGAUGAGCAGUUUGCUGUGAGGGCAGUAGAUUGCCUCGACUGGUGUGAGGUGGAAAUUAACAUACACAUGUUUUUUAUGGGAUAUACAAGGGGCAGAACUCAUCCCAGGACCUACUGGCCUGAGAUGCUUAAGCUAAAGGACUGGCCCCCUUCUAGCUCAUUUGAUCAGCGAUUGCCUCGCCAUGGUGCUGAAUUUAUCAGUGCAUUGCCAUUUCCGGAGUAUACUGAUCCACGAUAUGGUCCGCUAAAUCUUGCAGUGAAGCUUCCUGGUGGUGUCCUGAAGCCAGAUCUUGGGCCAAAAACUUACAUUGCCUAUGGAUUUUCUGAAGAGUUGGGCAGGGGUGACUCUGUAACCAAACUUCACUGUGACAUGUCUGAUGCAGUAAACAUCUUAACACACACAGCGGAAGUGCCCUGUGAGACUUAUGAUGCUGUUCAGAUUAAAAACACGCAGAAAAAGAUGAAAAUGCAAGAUGACAUGGAAAUAUAUGGGAUGAUAGAAUCAGGCAGUGAACUCAAGCCAUCAGCAUGCCCAGUUGAAUUGGGGAACAAAGCUGUUGGUGAAGCACCAAAGGCCUCAUGCAGCAAAGAAAAUGUUCAUACCUUGAAAGACAAGUCUAAUGGUUUGGAUAUAAACGCUUCACCACCUGAUGAUGCUGGAGGUGAUGCCAGGGAUGAAGCAUUGUCCUAUGAAUCUGUGGUACAUAGUGAUGUAGCUCAGUGUCCAAACCAUAACCAUGAGACCAAUAAUUCUGAUGAUGCACGUAUUGGAGCUCAGAGAUGUCAAAAGAAAGCUAAAGGUCGUCCUCCGAAGACAGGUUCAGGGGUAUCAGAGCACCAGGAAAGUGGUGGUGCUUUGUGGGAUAUUUUCCGAAGAGAGGACUCUGAGAAAUUACAAGACUUCCUUAGGAAGCAUGCGCCAGAAUUUCGGCACAUCCACUGCAAUCCAGUGAAACAGGUUAUUCAUCCAAUUCAUGAUCAAGCUUUCUAUUUAACUGCGGAGCAUAAAAGAAAGCUGAAGGAAGAAUAUGGUGUUGAACCUUGGACCUUUGAACAAAAGCUUGGCGAAGCAGUUUUGAUUCCUGCCGGAUGUCCUCACCAAGUCAGGAAUUUGAAGUCCUGCAUCAAGGUUGCACUGGACUUUGUUUCCCCCGAGAAUGUUGGUGAGUGUGUUAGGCUGACCAAGGAAUUUAGACGACUUCCAUCUUCCCACAGGGCUAAAGAAGAUAAGCUAGAGAUCAAGAAGAUGGCUUUCCAUGCUCUGAAUGAAGUUCUAAACUUUCUGGAUCCUCCUUCCUCAGAAGGGUCGAAAGAAGCGGCGGAGAAGCCUCGAAGGGGGCGUGGUCGCCCAAGAAAACACUAGCUGCAACAAGUGAUGACUUGAUUUGCUGCGUCCGGCUCCCUCUCUGAUCAUCUUUUGUGGUGAUGAGUGGGCUAAAAUCGUUCAUGCAUUUUGGAGGAAGGGGAGGAAUCUUGUGCAUGUCAAAAUGUGGUAGCAAUAGCAUGAUCGAUGUAGGUAGGCUGCUAAUGCUAAUCAGUUAAUGGCUUGAUACUUUUCCUUUUGGCUUGAACAACUAACUAGCUGUCUGUCUGUCUGUUUGACUUGUGUUAAGUGGAUUCAGACAUGUAAUCUGGUCCAUGGUUUCAGCUGUAGCACAUGAUGUUCCAUGUCUGCUUUUUCAAGGUUGUUGUACCCCCAACGAAACGGAUGGGAUUGAUGGCCCUUUUGUUGGAUUCAGAUAUGGGUUAUAUACAAAUACUAGUUUCCUUGCAGCCUGAA